AUGUCGACGCUGUACGUCACCGAGCCGCCGACCGACGGCAAGAUCCUCUUGCACACGUCCAAGGGCGAGAUCGAGAUUGAGCUAUGGGCGAAAGAGGCGCCCAAGGCAUGCCGUAAUAUCAUUGCGCUUGCGCUCGAGGGAUACUACGAUACGUGCGUUUGGCACCGCAUCGUACCUGGCUUUUGCAUCCAGACCGGCGAUCCGACGGGUACAGGCACAGGGGGUGAGUCGGUAUACGGCCAUCCGUUUGCCGAUGAGCUGCACCAGCGUCUGCGCUUUAACCGCCGCGGACUCGUUGCGAUGGCCAAUACAGGCAUGCGCAACUCCAACGACAGCCAAUUUUUUAUUACGCUCGACGCGACGCCAGAGCUGCAGAACAAGCAUACUAUCUUUGGUCGUGUGGCAGGCACCACGAUUUACAAUGCCCUUGCUUUGUCCGAAGUUGAACUGUCGACCGAAGUGCCGGACCGACCCGUUUAUCCCCCGAAACUCUUGCGCGUCGAGGUCGUGCACAACCCUUUUCAUGACAUUGUUCCUCGAAUUACUCGGGAAGAGAAGGAGGCACAGGCAGCGGCACGGAAACGCAUCGCUGAGGAACGCGCACAGCCGGAACACGAGCUAAAGCGGAAAAAGAAGAACACGGCGCUGCUCAGCUUUGGCGAAGAGGAAGAGGCGGCGCCGGUGCCGCGCAACGCCCGCAAGCCGAUCAGCAGCCACGAUUUGCUGCACGACAAGAAGCUCAGCAAGAAGGAGAUCCAGCGUAAAGAGCCGCCGAAAACCGCACCGCCCGCGCCAGAACCAGUACCGGAACCCGCACCUCUGUCGCCGCCGCAGGCUGCACCGAAAUCCAAAGAGGUGGAAAAACUAGAGGCAGCCAUUCAGCGGGGCGCACGCAGCGCCGCGCACGAUACCAAGCCCCGUGCGGCGCCAGCAGGACGCGAUUUUCUCGCAUCCAUGGUCGAUCAAUACCGCCAAAAGAAGCCUCAAAAGGGCGAGUCCCAGACUCUGUCGAUGCUCAAUGAAUUCCGCAAGAAUAUGCGCAAGGCGGACGCGGCGCCGGCGCGCGAAAAGCAACGGCCUACCGAGGUAUGGGAAGAAGAGGAGUCGAUGCGUGAGUAUGGCGCAAGCGACGACGAGGACGACGGGAAGAAUUGGCGCGAGCACCGCUUCGAUUCGGGCGGCAUGCCUUUGACAGGCUCGAGCGACAAAUUCUCGGUGCACGACUACGAAGUGGUCGACUCGCGCGAUACUACGAGUGAUUUGGCCGCAUCUCUAGGAGAGCAAAAGAUCAAGCGCGAAGGGCGCCAGGGCCGCGACUGGACGUAG
This is a messenger RNA of Malassezia japonica, 1326 nucleotides long. It is a transcript of the gene CWC27, whose product is annotated as peptidylprolyl isomerase. Gene Ontology annotation, cellular component: catalytic step 2 spliceosome. The transcript has 4 exons. The record is from RefSeq and is a predicted model, not a curated record. NCBI's taxonomy places the organism in Eukaryota, Fungi, Basidiomycota, Malasseziomycetes, Malasseziales, Malasseziaceae. Gene Ontology annotation, molecular function: peptidyl-prolyl cis-trans isomerase activity. Gene Ontology annotation, biological process: protein peptidyl-prolyl isomerization. The coding region runs from base 1 to 1326 and encodes 441 amino acids.